Molecule: messenger RNA, 2049 nt
Organism: Nicotiana tabacum (common tobacco)
Lineage: Eukaryota; Viridiplantae; Streptophyta; Magnoliopsida; Solanales; Solanaceae
Product: ATP-dependent 6-phosphofructokinase 6
Biological process (GO): glycolytic process; fructose 6-phosphate metabolic process
Molecular function (GO): 6-phosphofructokinase activity; ATP binding
Source: RefSeq, a predicted model, not a curated record
CAGUUUUUCCAAUACCGUCGGCAUAGCGUUGUGGUUUUUGUCAUUUUGAAGUUUGAACAUUCCCAUUCUGACUCGCUCCUUUUUCAUAUAUUGAAUGAAUGAGGGAAUCCUCAAUUCUCGUCUUCUUUUUAUACCUUCUUUCUCGCACUUAACUCCUAACUAUCCAUUUUAUUUUUCCCAUUUCAUUCUUACAGUUAGAACCAAAAACCAAUCUUGGAUUUUUUUUGGGUUGAACACAACUUCUGCUGCAAAUUAAAAAUACAAACUUUGAACUUUUUUUGGACUCACCAUUGAAGUAGUGUUAAUAUAACUGGUAGAUCAGAUGGGGAUAGAGAGUAAAUACCAAAUGAAGGUGGUAGAAGGAGAUAAUGGCUACGUACUUGAAGAUGUCCCUCACUUGACUGAUUACAUCCCUCAUCUUCCCACUUAUGAUAACCCAUUGCAAUCUAAUCCAGCAUACUCAGUUGUGAAGCAGUACUUUGUCGACAUGGAUGAUACAGUUCCUCAAAAGAUUGUUGUUCAUAAGGACAGUCCACGAGGACUACAUUUUCGGCGUGCUGGUCCCCGUCAGAAGGUUUAUUUCAGUUCAGAUGAUGUUCGUGCUUGUAUUGUUACAUGUGGUGGUUUGUGCCCUGGUCUAAACACAGUGAUCAGAGAAAUUGUACAUAGCCUUGACUAUAUGUAUGGUGUAGAUAAAGUCCUUGGAAUAGAAGGAGGCUACAGAGGUUUCUACGCAAAAAAUACUAUCAAUUUGACACCAAAGCUUGUAGAUGAUAUUCAUAAACGUGGUGGUACAAUCCUUGGGACGUCACGAGGAGGCCAUGAUACCACAAAGAUAGUUGACAGCAUACAGGAUCAUGGAAUAAAUCAGGUCUAUAUAAUUGGUGGCGAUGGGACUCAAAAAGGAGCCGCUGUCAUUUAUGAGGAAAUUAGGCGGCGUGGUCUCAAAGUUGUUGUUGCUGGGAUACCAAAGACAAUUGACAAUGAUAUUCCAGUCAUCGACAAGUCAUUUGGCUUUGAUACUGCCGUAGAGGAGGCUCAACGUGCCAUCAAUGCAGCGCAUGUUGAAGCUCAAAGUGCUGAGAACGGUAUCGGUGUGGUGAAGCUAAUGGGCCGCUAUAGUGGAUUCAUUGCAAUGUAUGCCACUUUGGCGAGCAGAGAUGUUGAUUGCUGUUUGAUUCCAGAGUCACCCUUCUAUCUUGAAGGAAGUGGUGGUCUCUUCGAAUUCGUUAAGAAAAGGCUCAGAGAAGAUGGGCACAUGGUUAUUGUGAUAGCUGAAGGAGCUGGACAGGAACUUCUUGCAGAAGAAAAUUCCCAUGCUAGAAGCGAACAAGAUGCUUCAGGAAACAAGCUUCUGCAAGAUGUUGGUUUGUGGGUAUCCCAGAAAAUCAGGGAUCAUUUUGAAAAAAAACUUAGGAUACCCAUUACUCUUAAAUAUAUAGACCCAACUUACAUGAUUCGUGCUGUUCCGAGUAAUGCAUCUGACAAUGUAUAUUGCACGAUUCUUGCUCAAAGUUGUGUUCAUGGAGCUAUGGCAGGGUAUACAGGCUUUACCUCGGGGGUUGUCAAUGGUCGUCAAACAUAUAUUCCAUUCAAUCGCAUUACUGAGAAGCAAAAUAAGGUGGUCAUAACUGACAGGAUGUGGGCACGGCUUCUUUCAUCGACCAAUCAGCCAAGCUUCUUGAGCACAAAAGACAUUGUUGAAGUGCAAAAGGGGCAGCACCCACCAACUCAGUUACUAGAUGGGGAUAAUAAUGACAGUGAGACUUCAGGAACUUAUUUGAAGGUUUUGGAUCUGUUACCGUGCCUCAGCUGUGGGCAGUAACAGAUGUAUAUUGAAGGUUUUGUUGUAUCUAGUGAAGUUGCGCCAAAGCUUCGUUGUAUUCAUGAUUUAUGAACCAUAUUUAUUUGUAUGUUGUGGAGGUGUUGCUUCCCAAUUUUUUGGUUUUCUCCUCUCUGCAUUUUACACUUGAAAAAUGCUGCUGUGUAUGUCUCAGUUUCUGUACCUACAGAAAUAUCAACUACUGAUUCAAGAAUUUCAAAGUUGCA